GCUUUUGGGGCGUCAGUGCGUCGGUGUCUGUCGAUCGGCCAACACGCCCGUCGCGCCGUGAUCGUCGCCGCCGCCGCCGCUAUCGUCGUCGUCGUCGUCGACGGCACACAUACAAACACGCACACAUUAACACACACACACACACACACACACAGACGUGUACACAUUCACACUCACACGCGCACGCGCGUCCCAAACGCUCAGACACAAAAUUCUAUAUAAUAUAUAUAUCGUCGGCGUCGCGACCGCGCCGUAGCAUCUGCCGCCGACAGUCGCGCGCGCCACCACACCGGUGCGUUGUAAUAGUACCGCGUAUUGUACGCUUGCGCACGACGUAGGUUUCGGCGUGUCCCAUUCAGAGCGAGCGAACGGCGCCGAUACCGCCACCGCCGCCGCCGCCGCCGCCGACAGCGAUCGAUACUCCGGGGGGCCCUAUGACGUAAGUGAGCAACACGGUCGUAUGUGAAUGACGGGGAGAACUCUGUCGUCGUAGUCGCGUAACCGAGUGAUAGAACCCAAAACCGAAAACCGCGUAUUACGCUUCAUCACUACCGCCGCCGCCAUCGUCGUCGUCGUCAGCACUGCAGUUUGGCCGCAGCGGCCGCGAACACACACACACACACAGCUAACCGAAAACGGUCAUCGCCGUCGUUAUCACCGCGCCGGACCGCGCUUCACCUUAAGAAAACUGCAGCUACCGUCACCGUAGUAGUGUGAUCUCUUCGUUCGUCCGGAGCCGCCGUGGCCGCGUAUCACCGGGACGCCGACCGUGUGUAAUCCCGCGUCGGGACGUAUACGCGCACCGUCCACCAGCACCACACUCCGUCCGGGACGCGAACCGCUGCAGCACCGCCGCGGUUAUCGUCAUGUCGGCGUCGUCGCGGGCGCCGCGCAGUCGUCCCCAGCACGAUGACCGCGGUAUGGCCGAGCGCGACGCGUCCAUGGGCUGACCAUGACCGCCGUACCGGCGCACGGGACGACGCACAUAGCACCGUCGUUGUGCCGGGUGGUGGCGCUUCUUAGUGCCGUGUGCUGGUGUUGGGUACUGAGAAUGGCCGCCGAGAUGCCGGACCUGUCGCACCUGACGCCCGAGGAACGGGAGAUCAUCGAGUCCGUGGUGCACAGGCAGAAACAGGAGGAACAGAAGGAACAGGAAAUCAUGAGGCGAAAACAAGAAGAAGUAAUUUUAUUGGAAGAGAAAAUUCGGCAACGCAGUGAACAGCAAAAAAAGGCAGGCGUCGAGUUGGACGCAACUUGUCAUAUAUGCCUGAAGACCAAAUUUGCCGACGGUGUCGGACACCUGUGCAACUAUUGCGGUAUCAGAUGUUGUGCCAGGUGUGGAGGCAAGGUUACCCUGCGUUCGAGCAAAGUGAUAUGGGUGUGUAUAUUGUGCCGGAAAAAACAAGAGCUUCUCAGCAAGUCUGGGGAAUGGAUCAACCACGGUAUGGCGGCCGCUGGCAGCGACCCGUCCCGGCGAUCCGAGGUGUCGUCACCUUGUAUGAUGUCGGAUAAGAGGCCCAAGCUCGAAAGGGCACACAGUGCAGUGGAAAAAGAGAACGUACCACUGUUGCAGCGGUCCAACAGCCUCCUGCGGCGCCAAUACUCCCAACAGGAGCCGUCCAGCCGGAAGGAGCAGGAACACGAACUGACCGACGAAUACUAUCGUACAGGUCACGACGAUUACUACCGUAGCGGUCAGCUGGAAGGUGUUUCGCACAGGACCGGAACCGGCAACCAGUCGUCCAGGUCUUCACACCACCAGGCGCCGCUGCAUCAGUUCGGCCCGGCCGCGGUGGACUGUAAACAGUCGCUCAUGGGGGGCCGUGGCGGUCCCGGUGUCGUGCCAGUGCGCAAGCACAAAAGGCCCGGGAACACGAUGCCCCCCGAACGGCUACAUCAGCAACAGCAUCAACAGCACCAGCACCAGCACCAACGCAUCAGUUUUUCCAGUUCUGAGGAGGAGGAGCUGAGAUCCACGUCGGAGUGCACCAGUUGCGACGAGCACGAGAGCGAAAAAGCAAUUUACCGCAAGAUGGGUACCGUUAAUGGACCAAGGCGAAAGAAAACUGUGAGGUUCGAUCACCGACAUCAUCAAACGACACAACAAACGUCCAAAGACUCCGGAUUUGACACCGGCAGUUCAAUAUUCACGUCCAAUGACGACCCAAUAUACCUCAGCGACAUUAAGCAACCGAUGUCGUGGCAACGGAGCCCCGAUAACAAGUACUUGAUAGGUCACAUGGUGCUUAACAAGUCUGUUUGGGAGACCCCGAUCAGCCCGUCUUCCAGCGCUGCCGCCAUGUUGGGGCUGAAAAUCAGCGGCGGCAAAUACAUAUCGGCCACCGGAAGGAGAUGCGCGAUUAUCGAUCGUGUCCGGAAAGGCAGUACAGCUGACAUGGAGGGAAAUUUGAAACCGGGAGACGAGGUGAUGGAAUGGAAUGGUGUUUUAUUGCAUGGAAAAACACAUAAAGAAGUCAUGGAUAUCAUUUCAGAAUCAAAACAUUUGCCGCAAGUCGAGCUCAAAGUGUCCAGAACAAUAACUUCGAGAAGAGCAAGUUAUGGCACUCCAACUAAAGCUAAAACGAGUUCAAUGGGUUUAUAUGAUUUGCGUAAAGAUAAACCUUAUGUAAUGGUGACUUCACCGGGUAGUCCUGAGCAUUUGGCUUCGAAUUCAGCUCGGAUCUUAAGGGCUUCCAAAAGUGUUAGUGGACCGAGUAGUUUACAUGUUGGAGGGAAGAUACAGGUCAAAUUAGGUUUUGACCCACAAUCACUGAAGUUGGUCGUAACUAUAAUGGCCGCUUCAAAUCUGUUACCACGGUCUGAUGGUUCACCAAGAUCAGCAUACGCCAAAGUAUGUCUUUUACCGGAUACAAGUGAGAAAUCUAAACGAAGGACUAAAACGAUAAUGAACUCCACUGAUCCUAAAUGGAAUCAAAAUUUUUCAUUUACAACUAUGAGAAGGUCAGAUUUGAAGUUUAAAGUUCUUCAAAUUUCGCUAUGGGAUUAUGAUAACAACCCUACAAAUCAGUUUCUUGGAGAAGUACUAAUUGAAUUGGGAAUAAAAAAAUUAGAAAACUUGGCUGAAUGGUAUCCAUUGACUGUACAUCAAGAAAUAACUGGAGAAGGAGGUAUUUCAAUAGGUGAUUAUGAUAUGGAAUACUCAGGAGAACACUUGUCUCCGCCAUCUACAUUAUCUCGACAAUCAGAUUCAGAUGCUUCGGAUGUUGAUGAUUGCUGUAGCGGACGACGAGUUGGAGCUGAUGGCGCGUCUAUAAGUAGUCUUGGUAGUUCUAUAAGCCCACCGCCCGAUUAUGAUCAUUUGGAUAGGAGAAAAAGUCGUAGGGAUAUGUCACCGCUGCAAAAGUCAUACGUAUAUGGCACUACAAUUGAAAAAAAAUAUGGAUACGAAACUAGUUUAAAACAACAAUCCGUACCAAUUCGACCUACGACAAGUAUCAGUCAUAGAUCGAGAUCUGCUGCACCAACUGAUUCUCCUAGCCAACAUUCUAGAUCACGUUCGAAAAGUCCAACUAUGCUCUCCGACAGAAGAAGUUUAUCUCCACCAGACUAUAGGUAUCCUGGAGGUGUUCAGAGCUAUAGACAAGGUCCUUCAAGGUUCUUAGCUAGGUCAGCAACAGCUACUCCUACAUCUACGCCAAAGAAACGUCAACUUCCCCAAAUUCCAGGAACUAUGCCUUCUUCUUUAGAUGAACGAAUUACAUAUUAUUUUGAUGACCAAACGUCAUCGGUUCGAAGAAGAACGAGACAAAUGCAACCUCGAAGAAUUCAGAGUAGAACAGGAGGCCUUGGUAGAUUACAUCAUUAUGGUGGAUUAAGUGAUAGUGAUAUACCUAUGCAACAACUUCGAUCUCUGACACCCCCGCAUGUUAGAGGAUCAAUGAUGUCCAGAGGAGAAACUGGAGAUACUUGUGAUAUUGAUGAUAGUGAUAGUGUUAUUAGCAGUGCUUUAUCUACGCAAUCUGAACAGCCCAGAUCAACGAUAUUUUGCUGCUGCAACGCCACCGAUUACCGCUACCCAUCAACGUCACAUUCACCCAGCUGUAGUUUUAGUAAAAGUAGUAGCAAGCGUGAUAGUAUAAAUUUGUACCGUUAUAAUUCAUUUCCUGCUGAUUAUUUUUUACUCCAUCCGAUAGAUAAUAGACCGGUUUUAACAGAAAAUUCGCCGACUGAAAACCCAAAACCAUUAAAAAAAACACGAUUUAAUUUAAAUCAUCUUGAUAAUCACGAUCCACUUUAUGAUUCCGAUUCCGGGUUAGAUAUGCUAGGUUUUCAAUCACCAACUGAGAGGCAAAGAUCCCGUAGGAAAAGAAACCUAACUCUAGAUUUAGGCGAAUCAGUGUUAGACGUAGUGGGUAGCUAUAGUGGCGCUGCUGUAGCGUUUAGUUAUGCUUUAACCGACCCUUUAAAUGCUAUUGUCCAUGGCAGUGAUUAUGGAGCGUCUCACAGUAGAUCUGGAUCACAACAAUCUCCGGUCAUGGCACCAUCAACCGAUAGCAAGAGGGCUCAAUUUUCACGGAGUCUGUCUAAUGCUGAUGUACAGACAGAUAAUAUAACCGAUUCUGGUAGUUCAGGAAAACGAAGAGGUGACUCGUCUUCCUUAACAGAAAGUGCCGGUAAAAGCUCAGCUUCUGGGACCAACUCUUCCACUUCCGGUAUGGGCAAAAAAAGUGCGUCAGCUUCUCAAUUAUCAGCAACCGGGCGCAAGCGUAGGUUAGGUUUUGGUUCGAAAGGAAAAUCUUCGUUUACGGUGCACAGAAGUGAAGAAGUGCUGCCUGGGGCAAGUCGCCCCCUCGUCAAACAGCCGUCCAGCAUUUCUAGUGACGGUGAAGCAUCCCAAGACGGCGAAAGGUUAAUAAUCGCCGGUCAGUCCACUGAGGGGGAAGUGACUACGUUUAUUGGUAAACUUGGACCAGGACAAAAAGUUAGUCGACAAAUAUUGGGGACUCCAUAUCGAGGUGACGUUAAAAUCGGAUUCAAUUUUUUCGUUAACUUUAUGGAAGUCACUGUUUUCGAAGCCAAGGAUCUAAUUAAUGUUAAAGAAACGAAAACAAAGCUUCCAGAUACAUACGUUAAAGUAUAUCUCGUAAAAGGCAAAAAAUGUGUGGAAAAACAUCGUACAAAAACAAUUAAAGAGAGCUUGCAACCCAAGUACAUGGAAAUGCUCAAAUUUAAAAGUUCCCCUGCCGGUUGUAUAAUCCAGGUGUCAGUGUGGGGUGAUUAUGGACGUGAAAAAGGAAGAAAAGUAUUUAUGGGAGUGGCCGUAAUUUAUAUGGACAGCAUAACUACGAGUCCCGGAACAUCUUUGACGGAAUGGUACAGGCUGUUCGGAUCGUCGUCGUUGUGAGUUUUGUUGCUUCAUUCUAUUGGGUUUCUUCUUUGGUGGUUGCAUGCAGACAACAUUUUUUUGUUUUUAAUUCCACUUAAAAGUAUUCAUUGUUUAAUGUCAAGUCACAGUUAUGCAUUGGAGUAUUUUUUAACGCAACUCUAAUUUAUAUUCUCAAUAUUCUAAAAAAAAUUAUUUGUAAAUAAAAGCGAAUACAAUAUUACUUGUAAAUAAAUUAUUUAUUAUGGAA
Molecule: messenger RNA, 5594 nt
Organism: Aphis gossypii (cotton aphid)
Lineage: Eukaryota; Metazoa; Arthropoda; Insecta; Hemiptera; Aphididae
Gene: Rim
Product: regulating synaptic membrane exocytosis protein 2
Exons: 21
Coding region: 953-5365 (1470 amino acids)
Biological process (GO): positive regulation of synaptic transmission; regulation of synaptic plasticity; calcium ion-regulated exocytosis of neurotransmitter
Cellular component (GO): cytoskeleton of presynaptic active zone; presynaptic membrane
Molecular function (GO): transmembrane transporter binding; small GTPase binding
Source: RefSeq, a predicted model, not a curated record